Molecule: messenger RNA, 4218 nt
Organism: Pseudophryne corroboree (corroboree frog)
Lineage: Eukaryota; Metazoa; Chordata; Amphibia; Anura; Myobatrachidae
Gene: DGKA
Product: diacylglycerol kinase alpha
Exons: 28
Coding region: 761-2995 (744 amino acids)
Biological process (GO): intracellular signal transduction; diacylglycerol metabolic process; lipid phosphorylation
Cellular component (GO): plasma membrane
Molecular function (GO): calcium ion binding; ATP-dependent diacylglycerol kinase activity
Source: RefSeq, a predicted model, not a curated record
UUUGUUGCCACAUCCUGUCUGCAAAAAGAGAGAUAGAAGAGAGAAGACAGUUGUUGCAGGGUAGAGACCCCCCUAAGUGCCUGGAGCCAGACUAUCUAUAUUUUUGUCUUACAUAAAAAGAGAUUGGACCAUGACUUACUGGCAAAUUAUCAGAGGCAUGGCAAAAACCAGAAUGACCUACUUCGAGAUUUUUAGAUAACAGACCAGAAAUGAUGUGAAAGAAGUAAGAAUGCACUCCAGAAGAUAAUACAUUGCUUUGGGCGUUAUUAAGGAGCAGAAAUUCCAGUUAUUUAAAAUGUAACUGCCUUGAAGUCUGCUGUCUUUGUUACCUGUGGCAGAGGCUUACAGAGGAGUCGCUGGUCAGCUUUGGUGGACUGUCGUCUGUGCCGACCUCAUGCUGCCCAGAAGCUUUGGACGACAUGGAUAUUAUCGUUUGAGUGUACGUCACUGGGCUCCCUACUCAACCUCUAAAGAAAAAAAGCUUUUUGCGGUGGUGCGUCUACUAAAUCCAUCAGGACCGGAAUGCUUUUAUGCUAAAAAAGCUCUCGGCCCACCGCAAAUCAAAAAGAGGGUGGAUGAAAGCACAAUAGUCUGCGGGCUACACAGGAGGACUGUGAGACUCUGGCCUGUGGCUAGGGCAGGGCAGAAGGUGGAGGAAUAUACCUGGGUGCAGCGUCAGAUUGUUCUACAAUCCAGAGUUGUCAUAUAACACACCACUUGUUGGGAAAUCUUCAAUAAAAAAGGUUGUCGCAGAGCCAGGAUGAGCGAGGAGAACAAGGAGUGGGCAAUCCUGAGCCCGGAGGAGUUCACCCAACUGCAGAAGUACAUUGAUUACAGUACCAAAAAGGUUCAAGAUGUGCUGCAGGAGUUUUAUGGAGAGGGCACCUCAAGUCAUCAAGUACCUGAAGAGUCAAUAGAUUUCGAGGGCUUUAAGCGUUUCAUGAGAACAUACCUGGAAGCAGAUGACAUUUCUCCUGAUCUCUGCAAGCGGCUCUUCAUGUCUUUUCAGGCAGUACCCAAUGUGGAUGGAGAAGAAAAUCAGGCGGCCGGGUCACAGGAAAAUGGUCGGAUAAGCCUGAAUGAUGUGUCCUGUUAUUUUUCCUUGCUGGAAGGGGGAACAGCUGAGGACAAACUUGAGUUCACUUUCAAAUUGUAUGAUAAAGACAGUAAUGGACUUCUGGAUAGCUCUGAGGUAGAUCGGAUUAUAACACAAAUGAUGAGAGUAGCCGAAUACUUGGACUGGGAUAUUACAGAACUUAAGCCGAUGCUGGAAGAGAUGAUGAGGCAAGUGGAUUAUGAUGGCAAUGGGACUGUUUCCUAUGAGGAGUGGCUGAAAGGAGGACUCACUACAGUGCCCCUAUUGGUGCUGCUGGGAAUGGAAGCAAAUAUAAAAGAUGAUGGACAACACUUGUGGCGUCUUAAACAUUUUAACCGCCCUGUUUACUGUAAUGUGUGUGAAGCGCUGCUCUUUGGGGUCAGGAAGCAAGGCUUGUGCUGCACGUUCUGUAAGUUUACUGUGCACGAACGCUGUGCUCGGAAAGCACCAAAUGACUGCAUCAGCACCUAUGCCAAGUCCCGCAAGGAUGCCAGUGGCCAGACCCACAUAUGGGUGAGAGGAGGCUGUGAGGCCAACAAGUGCGAUAAAUGUCAGAAAAAGAUAAAAAGCUUCCAGAGUCUAACUGGUCAGCGCUGUGUCUGGUGUCACAUAAAGGUUCAUGAUGAAUGUGUUCCCUUUACCCCUCUGAAGUGUGAUGGUGGCAUCCUGCGGGAUCACAUAUUGCCUCCUUCAUCCAUUUAUCCAGUAAUCCUGGAGCGGCAGAACAGCCAGAAGAACCUUAUAGCUUCCCCAGAAGAAACGUCACAGAGCUUCAGCAGUGCAGAGGGCCAGGCAUUGCGGGUAGUGCCAAUAUUAGACACUCACCCUCUACUCGUCUUUCUCAAUCCAAAAAGUGGAGGAAAGCAGGGAGAACGAGUUCUUCGCAAGUUCCAAUAUCUGCUGAAUCCCCGACAAGUCUAUAACCUGCUAAAGGGGGGCCCUGCACCUGGGCUGAAUUUUUUCCGGGAUGUUCCUGAUUACCGGAUCCUGGUGUGUGGUGGGGAUGGUACUGUUGGCUGGAUUUUGGAUGCCAUUGAUAAAGCCAAUCUCCCAGAAAGACCACCUGUUGCUGUGCUGCCCCUUGGCACUGGCAAUGACCUUGCGCGAUGUCUCCGAUGGGGAGGAGGCUAUGAUGGAGAAAAUCUAGUUAAAGUAUUGAAAGACAUUGAAAUUAGCACAAUCCUUCUGAUGGACCGAUGGAAUGUUGAAGUCAUACCUGAGAACCCUAACGAGAAGGGAGACCCUGUCCCAUAUGAGAUAAUCAACAACUACUUUUCCAUUGGAGUGGAUGCUUCCAUCGCUCACCGGUUCCAUGUUAUGAGGGAGAAAUAUCCUGAGAAAUUCAAUAGCAGGAUGAAGAAUAAGCUGUGGUAUUUUGAGUUUGCUACAUCAGAGACUGUUUUCUCUACGUGCAAAAAGCUGAAGGAGUAUGUUACAAUUGAGUGUUGUGGCUCGACCUUGGAUCUGAGUUCUGUAUCACUUGAAGGUAUUGCUGUCAUUAACAUACCCAGCAUGCAUGGCGGCUCCAAUCUGUGGGGAGAGACGAGGAAACCUCUGGGGGAGGCACGAAAUGCUUCAUGUCAUAACCAACCAGAGGUCAUCACUGAUCCUGAGGCUUUGAAGGCAUGUGUCCAAGAUCUUAGUGACAAGAGGCUGGAAGUGGUGGGAUUGGAGGGUGCCAUGGAGAUGGGACAAAUUUAUACCGGUCUGAAGAGUGCAAGGAAACGAUUGGCGAAAUGCUCAGAGAUUACUAUACGAACCACAAAGCCAUUGCCAAUGCAGAUUGAUGGGGAGCCCUGGAUGCAGCCACCAUGCACAAUCAAGAUCACACACAAGAAUCAGGCACCAAUGCUGCUGGCACCUCCACCAAGAUCCUCAAGUUUCUUCUCCCUCAAGUAACAAACAGGGUCAGCAAGACCUUAAAUUAUCAAUGAUGACUUCUUCUAGCGUCAGAAAUCAGGAGUCCAUGGACCUUUAGCAUAGCCCUAUUCCCUCACUUUUCUCCUGCUGUAAACCAAUUGUAUGGUCGGCUCAUCGAGGGAAAGCCUACCUGCCUUCAUCAGUGCUUUUUGACCAUCUUGAUUAACAGCUGGGCUGUCAUAGAUCAUGAGAAAUAUUCGCUAUAUGAGCAGUAUGUGAAAAAAUAAUUUCAUUUUCUGUAAGAGCUUUAUAUAUUAUGUAUUUUCAAGCAUAACACACUGACAUAUGAAGAUCUUGUGUUCCUAGAGGCCUGUUAGAUAUACUACUCUUUACAUUCAUCUCACUGUAUUCUUAAAUACUACUGUACAGAUAACCACUGAAGCAUAGCACAUAUACAGUACUAGGAUAGGAAUAUAUUUUCCACAAAAGCUAUUUUAAUUGUAUUUGUGACAUCUCCAUUCUACAAAAAUUUCCAUUGAGAUUAUAUGUUUACAAAAUCCGGUAUUUUUACAUUAGAGUUAUAAAGGAAGACUUACAUUAGGCGGUCAGUCAUAGAAAAGAAUAGAAAGUACAAGCUUACCGCCCAUAUGUUCCAUAGCUGCAGUGUAUAGUAAUAUACUAUUGAGAAUGUUACCUAUAUUCUAUUGCAGUUUCACAAAAAGGUACGAACCACAAAAGCUUAGGAAAUCAGAUUACAUUGCACUGUUUUUAUUUAUAUUUUUAACUUAUGACGCAUAUACUGAGCAUUUAUAAAAGUGGCAGAACGUAAUUUAAUUUAGAUAAUAAUUUUAAUGAUAGUAAAUAAAUUCAUACAACAUUGAUUACUGUUUCUGGAAACAGAAGCCUCGCUUAUUACAUUGUGUUGCCAAAUUCAGUUUACACAAUUCCGCAUAUGGAUAUUUUUAAAUAUUGAUUCUGCACAGUCAUGUUUUAGAGGAAAUACAGCAAGAAAAACAUAACAUAAAAAGCCUGCUGAUGCAUAAAGUUAAAAAGAAGAAAAAUGUCAGAUUACUAGGAGAUGAUUUAGAAAUAGCACUUCAAUUAAUUACAUUCAGAGGAACAUCUUUAAAUAUGAGAUAAUGUAACCACUACUGUCAGUUGUAAGGAUUAGCAGUUAUGGAUUUAUGCACCCUGUCCCCUGCUGUCCUUAAGAUGCAGUGAACCUUGGGGCAGAUGUAUUAACCUGGAGAAGGCAUAAGGAA